GCGCUGGGCUGGGGAAAGAAGGGACAACUUUGACGCGGUGUUACGGCGAAGUCGUGGGCGAUUUUUCGGCGCCACCCGCCAAGAAGCGAGUCGGAGAUGCCCUCGUCGUGUGUGUUCAGUCGAAGAAGCUCCACCGGAACCACGCCACUGCAUGUGUUGAGGUGAAGAGCAACUCUUUGGAAUUGAAUGUCAUCUGAAUUUAAAAAAAAAAUCCCAAACCAAAAUGAUCAAAGCGGAAAAUAAAGGAAGUGAGAGAACACUGAGGAGCGCUUCCCCCCACAGAAACGCAUACAAGUCUGACUUCCAUGCUAUAAAAUGCUCCUUUGACGGUUCAAAAUCGGAAGGUGCUGCCAAGUCAUAUGCAAAUGGUUCCUCCGACACUCGCGAGGACUCCCGAGGGAGGCCUUUUGGUACCAGGGUUAACAAGAUCAAGAAUAUAUUCCUACAAAUGGACAGCCAGCAACAGGAGGAGCAGCAAGAUGUGAAACCAACUUUAAAGACAGAUGUUCCCCAGCAAACUCCACCAAAGCUCCAAGUUCCAGUCAGCUCACACAGAGUUAACUACAGCCCAGCAAGUCCAGAGUCUCUCAAUUUAGAUAAAACUCCCAAAGGAGAGGAAGUGGCGAUCGACAAAGUGGCUUUAGCAGAGAAGUUUUCUGUGACUAGGAAAAUAUUUGAGAGGGGCAUCACUGAGCAGCCAGUUGUUGAAAAGCAGUCACCAAACAGAGUAGUCAAUCGUCUGUCUCUCGGAAGUGCUUCUGAGGAGGGGAAAAGUUCACGGAGAGCGUCAGGAUCUUCAGAGACAUUCAAAUCUGAGCAAACUACUACAUCUGCCGUUAAAUGUCGACUGGAUAAUGAUCAUGAAAAAAAAAACGUGCCGAGAGUGUCACAAAAUGCAGGCCCCAUGUCUAAAAGGCUGGAGAGUUACAUGGCUGGGAAUGACUCAGAGGAUAACAAAAUAGUUGCUGCCAAAGGGGGGGUGAAGACUGCUAAAUCAGACAGUACCACUGAACAUUCACUCCAGACCUCUCCUACAAGAGGCAGUUUACACAAAGGCACUUCUGUUAAAGAAGCUGCAAACUCUUUACCUGUAGGUGAUGGCGCUAAUAAAAAUAUGUCUAAUACAGCAUGUGUCAUUAAUAAAACAACAUCCUCAGGGUCUAGCAUUGGGCUUAAACCUGUUACCAAUGCAACUUACAAAUCAAUUUCCCCUACAACUGAUACCAUUCACAAAUCUCCAUCAUCAGAGACAACGACCACAGUUAGCCAUGGUUACAAACGACACUCAUCAUCUGGGGAUGGAUUGUGUCAAACAUCUGUUAUUUGGGACAAAAAUAAGCCUUGUAAUUCUCCCCCAAAUGAUUUGAGGCAACACAUGUCUGGCUUCGAGAACACCUACACAACCACAUCCAGUGAGCAAGCCAGCAGUAUCAACAGUUUAGUGAAACCAUGUCUUACCAAGGAAAAGACAACCAACCAGACGUCAAUUGAAUCCAGAAGGGUAGGUGUGGUACGGGCAGAGCUUGUAGUGGUUCAGAAUGAAUCUUCGGAGAGUGAGGAAAAUGAAGAUGAGGAGGUUGAAGACGAUGUGUUUGUUAUACAGAGAGACAAAUGCCCAUCAAAAGAUCAAACCGACAAACUUACACCAGAAAAACAGAACACUAGCCCCACUGAUCACACUGUAGCCAGGGGCUUCACCAAGGACAAAGCAGCGGACUUUGUGGUGGAUGGAAAUGUGCAACAUGGGAUUAAAGAAAAGGACAAUGAUGAUGGACAUGAUGCGAGAGAGCUAGAGGGACAGGGUGAGAAUACUGGUGUAAAUGGAGCUCAAGUUUAUGGUAUCGAGAAUGCGGCCUUUGUGGAUGACAAGGAUGUAGACCAGGUCCUCAUGGAAGAGGAGGAGGAGGAGGAGGAAGAAGAAGAGGAGGAGGAGGAAAUGUACAAGGAGUAUGAUGACUUUUAUGAGGCACCAGGACUGUCUGACGAAGAGGGACCUCCACCCAAGAGAAAAAUCAAGUUUUCUACAGAUCCCAUUCUGGUCUUUAGUACAUUCUCUAAUGAGGAAUAUGAUCGACGCAAUGAUGAUGUGGACCCUGUUUCCGCAUCUGCUGAAUAUGAGCUGGAGAAGAGAGUAGAGAAGAUGGACGUAUUCCAUGUGGAAAUUGAGAAAGGGGACAACGGCCUGGGCAUCAGCAUCAUCGGAAUGGGGGUUGGAGCAGACCAGGGUCUGGAGAAGCUUGGCAUUUUUGUAAAAACCAUAACGGAGCAGGGAGCAGCUGAGAGAGAUGGACGGAUUCAGGUGAAUGACCAGAUCGUGGAAGUGGAUGGCGUCAGUCUGGUGGGUGUCACCCAACUGUUUGCAGCAACUGUUCUCAAGAACACCAACGGCACAGUGAGAUUUCUGAUUGGUCGUGAAAAGCCAGGAACACAGAGUGAGGUAGCCCGCCUCAUUAGUGAAACACUUGAGCAGGAGAGGAACCACCAACAGCAGCAGCAACACCAUCACCUGGAUGAUCCCUAUGAACACUCCACAGAGGAGGAGGAGCGCUUUGAGGAUAACGAGACAGUGAAUGAGAGGAUUCUUGGCUCUAAUUUUUCUCCUGGACGGAAAGUAGAGGUAUUUGAGCUGCCCGAUUCCGAAGCUUUGUUUCUGCCAACUAAUAUGGACAGCUCUCAGAUGGCCUUCAAAUUUAAAGAGCUGCAGCUCAAACACAGCAUCGCAUCAGCUGAAAUUAAUCAACUGAAAGAAAAGCUUAGGGAAUCUGAGGAGGACAAAUCACUGUGGGAAGCCAGAGAGUCUGCGCUGGAGCAAAAGUUUGAGGAUAGCAAUGAAAAAAUCCUCAAAUUGGAGAGUUAUUGGCUGGAAACUCAGGCUUUGUGCAAGACAAUAAAUGAACAGUUAGCAGAAACCCAAGCCCAGUAUGAGACCUUGGACAAGAAGUACAACAAGGCAAAGAAACUUCUAAAAGAUUACCAGCAGAAAGAAAUAGAUUUUGUGAAGAAAGAGGAAGAGCUGAAGAAGAGUAUAGAUGAAAAAGAACGAUUGUACCAAGAAAAGCUGGACAUCUUGCAGAACAGGAUAGUUGUCCUAGAGUCUGGGGGUGCUUCAGGUCUAGAUCUCCAGAAUUCAGCAGAAGAUUGCAUUUGCUUCCAAGUCCCAGUGGCAGAUGAAAAGUCUGUAGAGUCGGUUGCAGAGGAAAACUGGAACAAGGUGGUCCCUGAGACAGAGCUGUUGGACACCAGUGCACACAAAGCAAAAGGCCUGUUGGCCCAGAAGGCCAGACGUCAGCGUCCUUCUCGAAACAAAAUGAAGGAGAGUCUCACUGUGUCCUCGAGGGACUCACAGGAAACUGAGGAGGAGGAUGACCCGGAAGACCAAGAACCUCCGAAGCGGAGCUCCAUCCAGGAGAGCCUGUCCCUCCCAGUGCCUGUCUGCUAUCCCAUGAAUGAACAAAAAGAUGAUCCAGCUGAGAUGAAAGAUGACUUGAAGAGUAAGCCUGAGCUCUCCAACAGCCCAUCUUUGUCACCAUCACAGGGGGACAGUAUUGAAAGCAGUGGCAGUGUCUCUUUGUCCCCUCCAAAUGACACCACAAUAGCAGCAUCCCCCUCUGGAUUUAUGCCCAAUGUUAAAAAGAGGGAUUCCAAACUCAAGGAAAAAACGCUUAAAGAUGAAUUAAUUGAACCCACAUCAGCUGCAAAAUCUAAAAGGAGAUUUCCUGACUUUGGGGGCCUCCGGAAGUCAGGUGGCAAAGGAAGAAAACAUGAUAAGGAGGCAAUGAGAAUGUCUUUGGACAGCAGGGGGUCGGCAGAGUUACUGGAAGACUCUGGCGGUAACCUGUCUCCUGCAGAUUCUAUGACCUCCACUCCGACCUGUAUGCCCUUCUCUUGGUUUGGAGACAAAGAGAAGGACCGGGACAGGGAGCCGUCUUCCUCCAGCUGGAGCCUGCCAUAUGCUGAAAGCAGCAGUGAGCUAAGCCAGGAUCGCAAGAACAAGAGUUUGUCAGUCAUAGAUGAUUGUAACCCUGCCAGUCCCAGUUCAGACAUCUCUGGGUUAGUCGCUGAACCCAAUCUGUCUGGGCGCUCGCACACUUUAAUCUUCUCUUCCAGCGAGACGCUGGAUGAUGAGCCAGUUGUCACAGGAAAAGAAUAUCAGUGGCAGAACCGUCCAGUUUCUGAAUGGACCAUUCAACAAGUGUGUCACUGGUUGAUGGGCAUGAACAUGGAGCAGUACACGGCUGAAUUCACAGCCAAGGGAGUCGACGGCCAGCAACUUCUGCAGCUGGACAGUGACAAGUUAAAGGUGCUCAGCGUCUACAGUCAGAGCGACCGAGCCACUAUCAAGAAAAAGCUGAAGGAAAUGCGCAAGGCCCAGGAGAAGCUGGAGAAGCAACGAGAGAAGCGAGAAAAGGAGAUCCGGCGGAGUGGACGGCUGCCGGUCAGUGCUGACUCUGUGUGCUGAACCAGUCCACAUACAGUAGCCAAGAAAAAAAAGACAUUGACAAGGUUGUCAUCUCAACCGUUAAGUGCCCACGCUGAGCGGACUCAAAGGUGCCAUCUGUGAUUUUUGUUCAUACUUGGGCGCCUGAUCUUCCUGCAGCAUAAUAACACGAACGCAAAAUCAUUUUUUAUCAUGAGAUUGGAACCUCAACAUUGGUGUGCCUUGAAGGCCUCUGAAAUUUUGUACCACUAUGAAGCUAAUAGUGAUAAUUAUAUGGUAUGUUUUCAGAUAUAUCAUGCACAAUUUUUUUAAAUGAAAGUCCGCUGUGUAAUGCUAUGAAAACACUUGUUUUUUUUCUAGUAUAACAUUGCUUUUUAUGUACAAUGUAUUGUACUGUACAGUGGAGUCAAACGCACUAUUGUCUUUAAGCUUCAAUGAACGACAAGAUUUUAAAUGUAUAAAUUUUUAUACAUGUGCUAUCCAUCAAAAUUACUUUUUCAUUUACAUUUUGUUAUUGGUUUUAUAGUGCAUAAUGUUUUCUACUAAGUAGAAUAGAUGGGCCAGAAACACAAAUCAAGGACCACGCAAGCUCCGCUUGCUUCUUCUGUCCCCGCAAUGUGUGACAGGCCAAGUCAGAAUCAUGGCAGUACAUAAAGAAGGAAAAAAGCGCGCUCACUGGUCCACUGGACAGUAAACUUGUACCUAUGAUUCGUACUGUAGGAAUUUUGACUGUUCAGUCAAGCUUCUUUUUAUGGUACACUUUUGUAUGAAACGGAAAGGAACCUUUUGCUCUCAUCUUCAGAAUCAGAAACUCUUCUUGGUACUAACAGAAUUUAUCAACAUUUUAACAAUGACUGUUUCGCUUAGGUGAAUACUAGUAGACAACAGUGAUGGCCCACAUUUAUCGGAAAUGCUGCUGCUUACGUUUAAUAUCACACCAUGAGUGCACUUUUUACUAUCGUCAUCAAUAAUCAUUUCAGGUGAAAUAAAACAUUCCAUUCCUUUCAAUUCUAUAAAGUGGAGAAAAUCAAUGACCUCAUAAAUUAGUUGACCAAUGACGAAUUUAACGGUUGAGCCACUACAGAUUUUUUUCUGUAAAUAUUUCCAGCUCGUUUCUCAGCAUUCUGUAGUAAUUGUCAGUUGUAAUUCCUAGAUUACUGCCAAAAGUGUCACUUUGUAGUUCAAAAUACUCAAGUCGCGGCAUCGUCCACCUUUUUUUUAACAUGCUUUUCCUUUAAAAAGUCACUCCCUGAAUGAAAUAAACUGCAUUUUAAAAGGAAA
Molecule: messenger RNA, 5719 nt
Organism: Syngnathoides biaculeatus (alligator pipefish)
Lineage: Eukaryota; Metazoa; Chordata; Actinopteri; Syngnathiformes; Syngnathidae
Gene: ppp1r9ala
Product: protein phosphatase 1 regulatory subunit 9A-like A
Exons: 19
Coding region: 224-4459 (1411 amino acids)
Biological process (GO): calcium-mediated signaling; actin filament organization; neuron projection development
Cellular component (GO): dendrite; cytoplasm; postsynaptic density
Molecular function (GO): actin filament binding
Source: RefSeq, a predicted model, not a curated record